Molecule: messenger RNA, 1357 nt
Organism: Drosophila rhopaloa
Lineage: Eukaryota; Metazoa; Arthropoda; Insecta; Diptera; Drosophilidae
Exons: 1
Source: RefSeq, a predicted model, not a curated record
CGACAGUUCCAUGCAGGCUCUUCCAUCCAUCGGUUGUCUCAAUCCAGUUCCCUCAAUAAGAUGUGGUGGUUGUCUUUCCUUUGCCUCAUACCUUUUCUGCCAGUGGAUGAUGCACUGGACCUGAGUGCGAAGGACUUCCAGCUGACGUUCCUGCGGGAGUUGGUCGACCAGGUGGAGCAGCGGGCUGAGCUGAGCCUCAACGAUUACCUGGAUCAGCUGGAGCGAAGUCCAAGAAAUGCCAACUACACGGAGGAGCUGAGUGGAGCUCGCGCAACUUCGAAGAUCCAGUCGAAGGUGACGCUCGUCAAGCAGUUGCUCGACCUGGAUCACCUGGAUAAGGAUCUGGAGCGCACCUCUGUUCUGCGGAACUUGGUCUUCCUGAACCGAUUGAAGUCCACGCUAAGAGCUGCCCAGGACACCAGCACCCUGGAGAUCCGGCAAAUGCGGCUGCACCACUUGUGCCAACAGCUCGACCGUCCACAAGCGUCUCCCAGGAGUGGCCUGAUUAACGAACAGACCGUGGGAGCGGCUUUGGAGCAGCUUAAUCUCACCAAGAGGGCGGAGGGGAACUCCACCGGGCUGGAUCUCAACGAGUUUGGGGCACAGCUUUACGAGAGGGUCAAACUAUCUGGUGCCGAGAUCAUCAACAACUACCUGCAGAUACUGCGCUCCCUGCUGCAGGACAUCAUCGAAGGCGACCAUGCGGAGCUGGCUGAGAGCAGUGGCAAGCUGGACCACAUGCUGCAGGAGCUGGACGCCAUGUUGGCCACGCAGGACUUCUUUGAGAAGCGCCAGAAGGUGUACGCCUACCUGGAGCUCCACCUGAGCUCCGACUACGAGCAGAUGCGCGACUCACCGAGGACGGAACAGCUCACGGAUCACCUGCUGGCACAGCUGAAGACCAAGGGCCUCGAUCUGUUCGUCAUCUUCCUGUUCAGCAACUUCGAGUUCCUGGAACUGGUCCAUGAGCACUGGGAGCCACUGCUUCCCCAGACGCCCAGCCUCUUGUACGACGAGACCGCGCGGCAGCUGUACGACGUGCAGCAGCUCUACGAGACCUUCAAGCUGGACACGGAGUGCGAGGCCAAGUACAGGGCCUACUCGGACGCACUGCGUCGACUGCACGAGCGCACCGUGGACCAGGGCCAGCGCAACCGCCACAUCUUCGAGCUGCUCAACAACGCCGCACAGAGCGUUGGCACAGUCACCUUCAACAUGAUCAAGGCCAAGUGCCAGGAGCUCGUAUAAUAAGACCUUAAAAUUAUAUGUUUGAUUUAAAAUUACUUUCACCAUGAUCAGGGCCAAGUGCCAGGGGCUUAUAAGAACUGCAAUAGAAAAACGAUACUUACAAUCUUUA